This is a messenger RNA of Pristis pectinata (smalltooth sawfish), 3126 nucleotides long. RefSeq names its product P2Y purinoceptor 1-like. The transcript has a single exon. Gene Ontology annotation, molecular function: G protein-coupled receptor activity. The coding region runs from base 491 to 1546 and encodes 351 amino acids. The record is from RefSeq and is a predicted model, not a curated record. Lineage: Eukaryota; Metazoa; Chordata; Chondrichthyes; Rhinopristiformes; Pristidae. Gene Ontology annotation, biological process: G protein-coupled receptor signaling pathway. Gene Ontology annotation, cellular component: plasma membrane.
GUUUGCAAAUGUAUCUGGAUGUCACAGCUUGGGCUUUCCCGGCUCUUAAGAUCUUCGAGCCCGUUCUUCGGUGUGCCGUUAAAUGCCCUGCAAGGUAGGUUCUCCACAUCUCGGCUGUGAGGAGCCCGUGGGUGCCGAUUCCCCGGGAGGCCCCAGAUUCGGCGCGUUGUUUACGUGCACAGUGGCAUUUGUAAUUAGGAAGGAUUAAGUAUCAUUUACAGAUUGCAUGUUCAUGUUUCUGUAACAAGAUCUUGCAAGUUUUAGCAAUUGGGGUGUGGCUUUAAUCCUUAGUGAGUAGUAUGACUUCUCCGCCCACUCCUACAUUCUGAGCCCUGGCAUAUUGACCUAUCCAGUGAAUAGCGUUUAACCCCUGUAAUUGCGGGGAUUUCGGAUUUAGACGUUUGUUUCUGGUUCACGGGACAACUGAUUUGGAAGUUUUAAUGUGGCGGUUGCUUCGGGCCAAGUCGAGCCACCUGGUGUUUCAGUCCUCAUGACGGAGAUGAGCUCUCUGAGCGCAGUUUCGUUGGUACCUGCCUCCAUACAACUGAACCAAACUGCCGAAUGUGAAGUCAAUAAGAUCUUUCAGUACAAGUUCCUCUCAAUUACAUACGCUGUUGUGUUCCUGGUGGGUUUCUCCACGAAUUCCUUGGUGCUGGCCUGUUUGUGUUUGAGGCGGAGGAAAUGGGUCAGCGGGAAUCUGUUCGUUUUUAACCUGGCUCUGGCUGACCUGCUGUAUGUCAUCACCCUGCCGUUCUUUGUGGUCUAUUAUGCCGGCCACGGUCGCUGGAUUUUUGGGAAAGGCGUUUGCCGAAUAAGCAGGCUCGCUUUCCAUCUGAACUUGUACGGCAGCAUCGGGUUCCUCACUUGCAUCAGCGUCCAGCGUUACCUUGGCAUCGUGCAUCCCAUGAAGGUGUUGGGCAGGUGGAAGACGCGUCACUCAGCACUGAUCAGUCUUCUGGUCUGGGCGCUGGUCCUGAUUCAAACCGGGGCGGAUUUAUAUUUCACCAAAACUAACGCCGAUAGCUCAAAGUGCUACGAUACUACAAGGAGUGAAGAAUUAACCUCUUACCUAUUGUAUGUUCGGGCCGUUUCUGUGACUGGAUUUUUGAUCCCUUUCCUCCUCAUCAUAGGGUGUUACUGUCGAAUCGCUGUGGUCCUCAGCAAAAAACACAGCCUCGACACAGGUCCGAAGGAACGAUCCCGGAACCUUGCGAUCAUUAUUAUGCUUUUAUUUUCGGUUUGUUUUGCACCUUAUCAUGUUUUACGAUAUCUCAAUUUAAUGUCCAGACAUGUUCAAUGGAAAGGUCUCUGUACUCGCAAUACCAGAUCGGUUUACUUGUUCUACCAGAUUACCAGGGGGCUGACUAGUUUAAACAGCUGCAUUGAUCCAUUCAUUUAUUUCGUAGCCAGGGACGGCAUGGUGGCUAAAAUGAGAACCUUCAGGGUAAAAGUGCGUGGCUUUUUCAUCAGAAGAAAUCGUUCUUCAGUUCCGCAAGGGAAAUUACUUAUCAGUAAAAUACCAGCUCGUAACGAAACAGUCGUCUAAAGCUGUUUAAAUCUGUGGUUCACGGAUCAAUUCAAAAUAAUCCAUCUCAUUGUUUGAUUUUAUUUUUUUAAAGACCAGGUUUUGCAUUCUGCACUUAAAUACUUCCAGGGAUCCAGAUACAUUCUAUGGGAUUUUGCACCAAGCUGCAAGAAAUUGGACAGGCAUUACUUUUUGCAGAGUAUCUGGCACUUGUGUGAACAGGGCGAUCCAUUUUAUAGCCCUUGACUGGUUGAAUCGUUAUUAACCAUAGCGAGAGUUUGAAUUAGAAAGUGUCAGUUAGAAUAGUCUUUGCAUAUCAAAUCAGGCACACACAGCAUCAUGGAGAGAGAAAGAAUGGGUUGGUAUAAAAGUGCGAUGAAUGAUGAAAAGAAUAUAUCUUCAAAAACUAUGAUUAUAAAGAAAUAAAACUUGCAAAAAGCUACUUUUCCGUAGUCACAAUGUUAGAACAAUUACAAAGACUGUCAAUGGACAAAUCUUGACUUUUCCUCGGGAGUGUGGGAUUAAAAACAAUGCGGUGCUGUGUCUCUCAGCCAAGUACUGCUACACUAGUUUCAACAUUUAUUAGAAACAGUGCAGUGAAACAUAGAAACUGUGCCACGGUGGUAUUUCUCUUGUCUCUUGUAACAUGAAGUUCAUGAAGUAGCAAUAAUAACCCAGUAAAAGCCCCAGAUGACGUGAUGAAUUAGUUGCGGCUACUCAAGCUUUGCUGGCUCUAAAAAUUAACUUUGAUAAAGAUGGAUUCUCAUUCUUUCAGACUUCGAUUAUAGUUGGGGACUUUCCUUUUCUUUAUCUUUUUUAACCUCUUCUUUAAUCCUAUCUUUCUAUCUUGUAAUUCAGUCUAUGCAAGGUUUCCGAUUGAAUUAAAUACUUUCAAUACCCGGUUUAGACUCUGCAUUCAUCAGUAAGGAGUCUUCAAUGUGAUUAGUUGGAGAAACAUGUCGUUGCUUGUCAUUGUUCCCUUUGGUCCAAAAUCCAAAUUGCCAAGACUGUAUUGCAACAAGUUAUAGGCUGGGUUGGUUGUGGAAAAGGACAAUAGGUGAAACAUUUGGGCAGGGCACAAGCUCAACUGUAUUACUGAAGAUAUUGAGAGCAGCACAGGCAUAGUUGACCCAAACUGUCUCCUGUAAUCAUGGAUAUUGCAUGAAAUUAGGGAUCUGCCAGUUAUCUGUCCCUGAAAUCCGACCAUUAAAAUAUAGAAGCCUUUCAGAAAAAUUGGCAAAAAAAGCUAAGUGUUUUUUUUUCUCUCAAAAGCUAGCUGUUCACACAUCUCAGACGACACUCUCCUAAAUUAGAAAGCUGGUCACACUUCCUCCCUGUUCAUGCUCUACAAGUACUGUUCUUCACUGCGACAGUUUGUUGUAUUCCCGACUUGUUUUACCCUAGAAUCCCUCAGUUUCACAUGCAAGAACCUGUCUCCAAAAAGAAUAAAAUCCAUUUUAUGAAUUUUCAUUUACAGGAAAAAUACAAUACCAUAAUGAAAGUAACUUUUUCCCUUUGUAUCUGCUACUCGGUUUGUGUCAUGCUUAAACCAUUGUGUUACUGUGAGUGUUCAAAUUACUGUCUGUGAAGCAUUUGUUACU